This is a messenger RNA of Thyridium curvatum, 1458 nucleotides long. RefSeq lists its product as uncharacterized. Gene Ontology annotation, molecular function: transmembrane transporter activity. The record is from RefSeq and is a predicted model, not a curated record. Gene Ontology annotation, cellular component: membrane. Gene Ontology annotation, biological process: transmembrane transport. Bases 1 to 1458 code for a protein of 485 amino acids. Lineage: Eukaryota; Fungi; Ascomycota; Sordariomycetes; Thyridiales; Thyridiaceae. The transcript is spliced from 5 exons.
AUGACUGCGUCCACUGAGCCCAAGCGCGACGACGCGGGCCAGCUCGAGUCGGGCCCCGACACUGUCCAGCCCGUUGUGUCUCAGACCGACGGCGCUGCCGGCAAUCUGAAGGAGGGCCUCGAGGGACUGCUGCUUGCUGCAACGCUCGGAGCCGUCGACAAGGUUGAGAUUGGCACUGCGUCUCUCUAUGGGUUCCAGACCGACAAUGGAUUCCAUGGCCAGCAAUACAGCUGGUUGGGCAGUGUUCUUCCCCUCGGCACUGUGCUUGGUCUCAUUCCCGUCUCGUACCUCAUCCAGCGAAUGCCCGUGGGCAAGUUCCUGGCCACUGCUUCCCUCCUUUGGUCCAUUCUCACCAUUAUCUACGCUCCUUGCCGCUCCUGGAGCGGCUUCAUGGCCCUGAGAUUCUGGAUGGGCUUCCUCGAGGCUGCCAUCACCCCGACCAUCACGUACAUCAUCGUUGCCUUCUACAAGAAGGAAGAGCAGGCUCCUCGCAACGCCAUCGUCUUUGCGUACAUCUCGUCCAUCUUCAACGGCUUCUUCGCCUUCGUCGUCGGCAAGAUCCCCGGCUCUGCUCCCUUGUUCAAGUGGCAGUAUCUGUACAUCAUUACCGGCUCCAUCAACAUCGCCUACAGCUUGUUCCUCUUCUUCAUCCUCCCCGACGGCCCCAUGAACGCCCGCUUCCUCACUCCUGAGGAGAGGUACCACGCUACCCAGCGUCUGGCUUCCAACCGUACUGGUAUCGCCAACCGCGUUUGGAAGUGGGACCAGGUCCUCGAGGCGUUCCUCGACGUCAAGGUCUGGCUCGUCUUCCUGUUCAACAUCGUCAUCAACAUCCCCAACGGCGGUCUCGUCACCUUUGGCUCCAUCAUCAUUGGCGAUCUGGGUUUCAGCGCUCUCAACGCUAGCUUGCUCACCAUGCCAUUCGGUGUCGUUGCCACUGGCGGCGCUUGGUUCUUCAGCUACAUUGCUUCCCGCUGGCACAACCGCCGAACUCUGGUCGCCUGCAUUGCGCUCCUCCUGCCUAUCCUCGGCACUGCUCUGGUGUAUGCCAUCCCGCGCACGAACCAGGCAGGCCAGUUGGUCGGUGUCUACUUUAUGUACUUCUACUGGCCGCCCUAUGUUAUCGGCAUCUCCCUGCCCCAGGCCAACACCGCCGGACAGACCAAAAAGGCCGUGACCUACUGCCUCGUCACCAUCGGCUACGCCGUCGGCAACCUGGUCGGCCCGCAGACCUUCCGUGCCGACCAGGCCCCCAAGUACACCGCCGGCGUCGUUGCCAUGCUCAUCAGCUACUGCAUCUGCAUGGCCAUCCUGCUCACCUACUGGGUGGUCGCCACCUGGGAGAACAGGCGCAAGGACCGCAUGUACGGCAAGCCCGAGGCCGUGCACGAGGGCACUCUGGAGGGCUUCGAGGACGUUACCGACAAGCACCAGCAGAACUUCCGGUACACUACGUAA